UAAUAAUAAAUUUCUCCUUUCAACAUCUUUAUUUAAAACUGAAAUAUAUGUUUUAACCCCAACAAAUACUGGUUUUACACAAUUAUCACCAUCAACUUUAUCAUCCUUUCAUAUUUUUUCUUCCUUUAACUUUCCUUAUAAACUAACUAACAAGUUAAAUAAUCCUCUUCAUAUCCAAAUAGAUUACAAGGAAAUUCUUGCAUUAAAUGACAUAUUUGAUUUUAUAAACACUACAAAUUCUUCCCAAUUAAUACCACAAAUUAAUAUCCUCACACAGGAUAUACAAUUAAUAUAUGACAUAACUAAUUUAACCAUAUAUCAAAAUCAACUUUCUCAACUUUAUUCUCUUAUUCAAAACCUUGAUUCACAAGAGCUCCAUUUCCAUACUGAUGCCUCAAUUCAAAAUCUACAAUCACCAAAUAUUAAAUCUGCUACUAUUCCCUAUCCAGACACAACACGUGCUAAACUAGAAGCAAUUAUCUCUCUUCUUCUUGCAACUUCCAAUAAUACUCAUAUACAUAUUCACCUAGACAAUAAGAUAGCAAUUAAAAACUUAAAACAAAA
Molecule: messenger RNA, 564 nt
Organism: Racocetra persica
Lineage: Eukaryota; Fungi; Glomeromycota; Glomeromycetes; Diversisporales; Gigasporaceae
Source: the annotation of a GenBank genome assembly